Messenger RNA from Felis catus (domestic cat), 570 nucleotides. It is a transcript of the gene RPL22, whose product is annotated as ribosomal protein L22. Bases 127 to 513 code for a protein of 128 amino acids. Gene Ontology annotation, cellular component: ribosome. Lineage: Eukaryota; Metazoa; Chordata; Mammalia; Carnivora; Felidae. Gene Ontology annotation, molecular function: RNA binding; structural constituent of ribosome. Gene Ontology annotation, biological process: cytoplasmic translation. The transcript has 4 exons. The record is from RefSeq and is a predicted model, not a curated record.
GAAAUCGUGGCGGCCGAGGGGCGUGGCCGAGCGAUUGGUACGGCCUGAGUCCUGCGUGCUCUGCGCGCUGCGAGCUCUUUGCGUCUGCGUAGAGCGCCCACCUCCCUUUCUGCCUCCGCUGCCGCCAUGGCGCCCGUGAAAAAGCUUGUGGCGAAGGGGGGCAAAAAAAAGAAGCAAGUUCUGAAGUUUACUCUGGACUGCACCCACCCUGUAGAAGACGGAAUCAUGGAUGCUGCCAAUUUCGAGCAGUUUCUUCAAGAGAGGAUUAAAGUGAAUGGAAAAGCCGGGAAUCUCGGUGGAGGGGUUGUAACCAUCGAACGGAGCAAGAGCAAGAUUACGGUCACUUCUGAGGUGCCUUUUUCCAAAAGGUAUUUGAAAUAUCUCACCAAAAAAUAUUUGAAGAAGAAUAAUCUACGUGAUUGGUUGCGCGUAGUUGCUAACAGCAAAGAGAGUUACGAAUUGCGUUACUUCCAGAUAAACCAAGAUGAGGAAGAGGAGGAAGAUGAGGAUUAAAACUCCUUUAUCUGAAAUAUUUUGUAUAACUUCUUCAAUAAAACUUGGGAACCAAAA